CAUAACACGAGUAACCGCGGCAUGCAGCGGACGUGUUGAUCGCUCUACCUACCUACUUAUAUAAACAAAUACGAGUUCCUAUAAAAAGUUUUACUGUAGAAAAUAUCCUAUUGAAUUAAGUGUUGUUAAUAUGAAGUCGUUGUGAAGUGGUUUUUAUUGGGAUUGACUUCUAAUCUCUUGUACAAUAAAUAUGCCGUUUAUCGAGAUAGCAUUUCAAGCUGAAAUAAGUAGAUACGAGGAUCCGGAAUUCGCAGAAUAUGCAAAACGACACUGUAACGAAGAUCCGGACACCAGGGGCAAAGCAAUCGAGGAGUUACGUAGACUUAUCCGGGAGCGAGGAGAAUGCAAUCCACGGCGAAUAGAUGAUGCCUAUUUACUACGGUUUCUUAGAUGUCGGCGGUUCAUUCCUGCGCUAGCACAUAAAUUGAUGGUUCGCUACGAAGAGUUUCGUCGCCAGAACGCAUACCUGUAUGACUGCGACCCCUUCAAGCUAACCACAGCGGAAGAAGUCUACGCUGGGGUACUGCCAGAGAGCCCAGAUAACGGACGCAUCAUACUAAUGAGGUUUGGUCAAUGGGAUGUAGACACAGUCCCAAUAGAAGACUUGGUUCGCUAUGCUCUAAUUAUGGAUGAAAUUGCAAUGAUGCAGCCGAAGCUGCAGAUCCUGGGAGUCACCAUCGUAGUGGACUUGGAUGGACUCAACUUGAGGCAGGUCACGCAACUGACUCCGACCGUGGCAGGACAGAUCGUUAGCUUAAUGGGGGUGAACUUCCCACUGGCAAACCACUGCCUUCACAUAGUCCGUUACAACUGGCUUCUUCAUUCCAUCUUCUACCUCUUCAAGCAAUUUAUGCCUCAAGCUGUCUGGAGCCGCAUACAUUUCCAUGGCAACGACGUGACUUCUCUUCAUAAGCAUAUUGACCCAGAAUAUCUACCUCCAGAGUUGGGAGGCCGGUGUCGCCAUGUGAUAUCCACCGUUCAUUGGAUCUCAAAAAUAAAUGAGUACAAAGACGAUUUUCUAGUGAAAGAACUUAAAGAAUUGGGAUUUAAGGUUAAAAGUUGAUGAAGUAUCUACCUAUUAAUAAAAUUUAUUUUUGUUUG
Messenger RNA from Helicoverpa zea (corn earworm), 1101 nucleotides. RefSeq names its product clavesin-1-like. Gene Ontology annotation, cellular component: membrane. Bases 191 to 1063 code for a protein of 290 amino acids. Gene Ontology annotation, molecular function: phosphatidylinositol bisphosphate binding. The record is from RefSeq and is a predicted model, not a curated record. The transcript is spliced from 6 exons. NCBI's taxonomy places the organism in Eukaryota, Metazoa, Arthropoda, Insecta, Lepidoptera, Noctuidae.